Trichoplusia ni (cabbage looper) is the source of this 770-nucleotide messenger RNA. RefSeq names its product 39S ribosomal protein L32, mitochondrial (gene mRpL32). NCBI's taxonomy places the organism in Eukaryota, Metazoa, Arthropoda, Insecta, Lepidoptera, Noctuidae. The coding region runs from base 108 to 701 and encodes 197 amino acids. The transcript has 4 exons. Gene Ontology annotation, molecular function: structural constituent of ribosome. Gene Ontology annotation, biological process: translation. The record is from RefSeq and is a predicted model, not a curated record. Gene Ontology annotation, cellular component: mitochondrial large ribosomal subunit.
CAGAAAAUUGAUGGAAUAAAACAUAACCUACAAAUGGUAACGAGAACAGUACAUUCGGAGUAAAUUGUACUGUAUCCUUAACGAACUGUGGAGUAUAUUUCAACACAAUGAUUCCACGUAUCACAUACAUUUGCUCUCAGCUAGUGAAGAAUAUAGAGCGCAACUUGUUUCAUAUGUUUGGACAUCCACCAAAAGAGCUCGCAUUGGCGUAUGUCCACGAACAUAAGCCAGUCUCAUCACCGCAGAAGUUUUCUUUAAAGGAUAUUAUUGGUGAUGGCAUGCUAUGGGCUGUUCCGAAAUUCCGUCGCACCAACGAAAGGAAGUUGAAGAGAAAAUUUGGUUCUCCAGAAUAUGUGUUGAAAAUACUUCUACCAAAGAAUAACAUUAAAGUGUGUCAGGAUUGUGGCCAUCAUCAUGAGAAAGGACGAUUGUGUGAACAUUGUUAUACUAAAGUGAAGAAGGAAACUCAAGAAAUUCAAGACAAAAUACAGGAGAAGCUUGGCCUAAAUCCUAUUGAAAAUGAUGUUGUAGUCUUAUAUGAGGGAGAAAAGCUUCCAGAUGAGCCAAAAGAGUUCUGGAAUGGCAAGAGGAUAGUUGAGAUGAAGAAAGAAAGACCUCAAUGGUUCAGCAAGAAUCUGCUACAAAAAACGACACAGCAACCUUCAGAUUCAACAGAUGUAAAACCUACUGAUUUAGCUUAGUUUGUUUCUUAUGAGGUUUACUUAGUAUUUAGUAUAAAAACCAACAAAUAAACAAUAAUUAUACAAGUA